AUGGCCAAACCUUCCGGUCUCCGAACGUACCCUGUCGAGCAAAAAGCAGAGUCGACCCACGGAUCGAAACGAUCCUUUCUUGAGCAACAAGCCCGCGAGGACCACAAGACCAACCGCGGCGGCUGCGACUUUGUGUCGGAAGCGGAUGUCUUCGUUCCAUACCGCGUGACCGAGUUGACGCCACCUUGGAGCGCGCCGGUGCCCGCGUACAUGACGGACACCGCGUCGGCGUUGUCUGCCCAUUCGUUUUUGAAGAACGACUCGAACGCGUCAAAGGGCGAGUCGAGCCACGACUUGUCGUUCGAAUCGAGGUGCAGGCACAGCAGCAUCGUGCGCCGCGCCACGAGGCUCAUGCCAACGUUGGUCCGGUUCAGGAUGUCCGACGCCGAACACGCCCUUCUGCUUCUUGAGCACGGGGCCGUCGACUUCCAACCAGACGUCCUUGAUGUCGACUGGUUGUGA
Molecule: messenger RNA, 462 nt
Organism: Aphanomyces astaci
Lineage: Eukaryota; Oomycota; Saprolegniomycetes; Saprolegniales; Verrucalvaceae
Exons: 3
Coding region: 1-462 (153 amino acids)
Source: RefSeq, a predicted model, not a curated record